GCCCCCAUAGAGGUUACAGGUUACGCCGGUAGGCCUACCGUGUCAUAAGUCGGUAUCGUCUAAUCGGGACAAACUGUCAAACACGAUGUAUUCAACUAGUGUGCAGUUCUUACAUCGCACCCUUAUCAGCGGAUAUGCAAGUUGUCCCUUCGUUCCGCGGUACAAUCAAUGUAUUCAUCAUGGAAGACAAUUUUUUCAGUGCAAAAGAAAUGCCAAACAAUGGGCAGCUAGAUAUGCUAAAUCGCACAACAGAUCCGAGUCAAAUAAACUCUUACCUCAAGGAUUCUCACCAAAGUCACAACGAUCCAUUUCCACUGGACAUAGAACAUUUUAUAUCAAUAUAAGUACCCUAGUAAGGAAGAGACUGUUUGAUAUCAAAGAAAGCCAUGUGAAUUGUAUAGUAGGAUUAGCCUCACUUACAGGAUAUGUGACUUGGACUCUGAAGAAUACAAAAGCUUACUGUAAAGCCAAAAAUCAGAAAUCACGUUUGAUCGGCUCCAGGAACAUUGACAAGUCAUGUGAACAACCAGAUUUUGAUUGGAAGACAUUUUUCCAGUUAUUACGUCCAGACCUGUUGUAUCUUAUUUCAGCUGUUGUGUGUGCUGUUGCUGCAGCUAUAGUUAAUAUCCAGAUUCCCUUGGUGCUGGGAGAGAUUGUCAACAUAGUGUCUUCCUUCACACAGGAUGUAGCCAGGGACUUUAUACAUGAAGUCCGUCAGCCAGUCAUCAAAAUGAUAGGAUAUUAUGCAGUACAGAGUGUCCUGACCUGUACCUACCUGUCGUUACUGUCUACGGUGGGAGAAAACAUGGCUGCCAGAAUGAGGACAUGUCUCUUUGAUUCCAUUCUUAGACAAGACAUUGAGUUUUUUGACAAACAUAAGACAGGAGAGCUGGUUGACAGGUAAGUAACAAAAAACAGG
Messenger RNA from Pecten maximus, 919 nucleotides. Its product is annotated as mitochondrial potassium channel ATP-binding subunit-like. Bases 86 to 904 code for a protein of 272 amino acids. The record is from RefSeq and is a predicted model, not a curated record. NCBI's taxonomy places the organism in Eukaryota, Metazoa, Mollusca, Bivalvia, Pectinida, Pectinidae. Gene Ontology annotation, molecular function: ABC-type oligopeptide transporter activity; ATP binding. Gene Ontology annotation, cellular component: membrane. Gene Ontology annotation, biological process: transmembrane transport. The transcript is spliced from 4 exons.